Molecule: messenger RNA, 675 nt
Organism: Columba livia (rock pigeon)
Lineage: Eukaryota; Metazoa; Chordata; Aves; Columbiformes; Columbidae
Gene: CLDN25
Product: claudin 25
Exons: 1
Coding region: 1-675 (224 amino acids)
Biological process (GO): bicellular tight junction assembly; cell adhesion
Cellular component (GO): plasma membrane; bicellular tight junction
Molecular function (GO): structural molecule activity
Source: RefSeq, a predicted model, not a curated record
AUGGCCGGGAGCUGGCGCACCGUGGCGCAGGCGGCAGGGAUGCUGCUGGCCGUGCUGGGCUGGGUCUCCUCCUGCGUCACCACCUUCGUGCCGCUCUGGAAGAGCCUCAACCUGGAGCUGAACGAGCUGGAGGUGUGGAGCAUGGGGCUGUGGCAGGUCUGCAUCGCCCACGAGGAGGGCGCGGUGGAGUGCCGAGCCCACGGCUCCUUCCUGGCGCUGCCGCCGGCGCUGCGCGUCGCCCGGCUCCUCAUGUGCUUCUCCGACGGGCUGGGGCUGCUGGGCUGCGCCCUGGCCGCGCCGGGGCUGCGCGGCUGGAGCUGCUGCCACGACAAGCCGGCACUGAAGCGGCGGCUCCUGUGUGCCGGGGGAGCGGCGCUCGGCGUGGCGGGGAUGGCCACGCUGGCGCCGGUCUCCUGGGUCGCCUACAACACUGUCCUUGACUUCUGGGACGACACGGUGCCCGACAUCGUGCCGCGCUGGGAGUUCGGGGAGGCCACGUUCCUGGGCUGGUUUGCCGGAGCCUCGCUGGCCACGGGUGGGCUGCUCCUGGCCGGCAGUGCCAGCACCCCCGGGACGGCGAUGCCGCCAGCCCCCGCUUGCCGCCAGCCCCCCGCCGCGCGGGGCCCGGCCCGCGGCCACCCCCCGCACCCCAAAAACGCAGACCUGGUCAUCUAG